AUGUCAACUUUUCUUGGUCUUAUUAAGGAGAUACCUGGCGUGUCAGUGGAUCGUUUUGAUGGAGAAAACUUAACAUCCUCUGUGUUUUUUCUUAGUCAUUGUCACAUUGAUCAUAUGCAGGGUUUAUCAGAUUUGUUUUUCAUGCAUUUAGAUGAUCAUAAAAAAUAUCUUUAUUGCAGCCCCAUUACAAAAGAAUUAUUAAAAAAUAGAUUUAAAUUUAGAAGUUCUUCUGUCAAAGAAAUAAAUGUCAAUACAUCUACUAUUAUAGAAUAUUUUAUCUUUGAAAGGAAUAAUUUAUCAAUAUUAUAUACUGGUGAUUUUCGCAUUAAUCCACUGGACUUUCCUAAGUUGAAAGGUUUACAUUAUUAUGAAGAUUCUAAAUUGAUACCUAGAACAUUUACUAAAAUCUAUUUAGACACAACAUUUUUAAGUAACGAUUUUCCUUCCUUUCCUACUAGGCAAGAAAGCAUGGUUAAAAUAUGUGAAAUCACAAAAGAAUGGUUAGGUAGAGACCCAAGGAAUGUUGUUAUUCUGGAAUGUUCUGCUACAUAUGGUUCUGAAUUUCUCUUUGUAGAACUCUCAAAAAUGAUGAAUGUGAAAAUUCAUGUAAAACAUAAUGUGUAUGAGAGUUAUUGUUGUAUUACACAAUUGUCUUGUUAUGUCACAAAUGACCCAUAUAGUACUCCCAUUCAUGCCUGCAAGAGAAAAAUAUCUUCGUCAGGUUUGCAUUGUAGAAGUGAUGUAAGCAAUGCAAAUAUCAUGACUAUCAUUCCAUCUGUGAUGAAAUGGAAAAAAAGGGAUACUAGUGUAGUAGGAGAAUGGGACAAAAUUAAAGAAAGAACUUUCAAUGUAUGCUAUUCCACACAUUCCUCUUUUAAUGAACUCAAAGCUUUUAUUCAAUAUUUUAAUACAUUAGAUAUAUAUCCAUGUGUAGUGAAAACAGAAGAAGAAAAAGAAGUUUAUCGUUUAUUAGAUUCUAUAAAAAAGAUAUCAGAUGAACAGGUAGCAGUUAAAGAAACAUAUGAAUUAAAACUUCCUAAUCGUAAAGUAUUAAAUAAAAUUCCAUUAAAAUCUGAAUAUUUUAGCAGUGAUGAUGAUAGUUUUUGA
Messenger RNA from Habropoda laboriosa, 1107 nucleotides. It is a transcript of the gene Snm1, whose product is annotated as protein artemis-like. The record is from RefSeq and is a predicted model, not a curated record. Gene Ontology annotation, biological process: interstrand cross-link repair; double-strand break repair via nonhomologous end joining; protection from non-homologous end joining at telomere. NCBI's taxonomy places the organism in Eukaryota, Metazoa, Arthropoda, Insecta, Hymenoptera, Apidae. Gene Ontology annotation, molecular function: 5'-3' DNA exonuclease activity; damaged DNA binding. The transcript has 2 exons. The coding region runs from base 1 to 1107 and encodes 368 amino acids.